Messenger RNA from Linum tenue, 408 nucleotides. The record is from the annotation of a GenBank genome assembly. Lineage: Eukaryota; Viridiplantae; Streptophyta; Magnoliopsida; Malpighiales; Linaceae.
CUUCAAAUUUGAUAUCUUAGAAAAAGAGACGACCACAUAGCUCAUUGAUCUAAGUGACAAAACAUAUCCAAGCACGAUGGAAAAAAAUCACUUCAAGUUGUUGUUUUGUGUUAUGCUUCUGGUUCUCGCAGUUUCUGGUGGAAAGAAGAACAAUAUCGGAGUGGAAGCUGGUGGAAGAACAACACCAGAGGGAGAGGUAGAAACGCACUGCGUGAGCGUACGUUGCAAAAGUGACGCGGAUUGCGAUCCGCCACACCGUUACAUCUGUAAUAGGGCAAUAGGUUUUUGUGUCUGCUCACCGGAAGCACUGUAUGCGGAUUUCCUCGCCCAAACGUCCAAGAGACUUGGAAAAGGGAAUUAAAAAAAAAUAUAUGAAAUCUUCUAUGAAUAAAAUAUCAUUAUGAGGUG